Theileria equi strain WA is the source of this 1153-nucleotide messenger RNA. Its product is annotated as 26S proteasome subunit, putative. Gene Ontology annotation, cellular component: proteasome regulatory particle, lid subcomplex; cytosol; nucleus. The transcript is spliced from 4 exons. Gene Ontology annotation, biological process: ubiquitin-dependent protein catabolic process. Lineage: Eukaryota; Apicomplexa; Aconoidasida; Piroplasmida; Theileriidae. The record is from RefSeq and is a predicted model, not a curated record. Gene Ontology annotation, molecular function: structural molecule activity. Bases 1 to 1140 code for a protein of 379 amino acids.
AUGAAAGGCGACUCAGAGUCCACUUUAAACCUGGUAGAAACAAACUACCCAGGCUUGUCUGAUCUCAUAAUCCAAAUACGGAUGUAUCUCACAGAAAAACUCUACCAUGAGUUGACUGGAUCGUUGAUAACAUUAAUGUCCGAUAAAAAUGUAUCAUGUGAUGAUAAAAUACAAGUUUUCGAGACAGUAGUACAUCCACUAAAAGAUUCACUAAAUACUUUGAAGUUUUGCACUCUACUACGUCUAUCAUCGGAGUCAUUAGAUCCUAGGGUGGCCCUGGAACAUUUGUGUAAAUAUGAUAAGUUCAUGGAGAAAGAAACCGAAGCAUUCGUAAUGUUGCAAAUUGCCAAGUCUUAUCACUAUGUAAAGAGUAAUCAAAUGAAAGAAUGCGAUACGCUUUUAGACUCCGUAAAGGAAAUUGUGACUAAUACAAUGGGCUUGGACAUCUCAGUACAUAGCUCUUACUAUCAUGCCUCAGCGUUCAUGAAUAAGGCCUGCAAAAACUACUCUCAGUGCUACAAAGAUUCUAUAAUGUAUCUGGCAUAUACAUCGUUGAAUGAUAUCUCCGACACUGAAAAGACUAACAUCGCUAUUACUCUCACAAUUUCAGCCAUUAUAGCUCCGGAUUGCUUUGGGUUCGGAGAACUUAUACAUCAGCCUAUAAUCGAAACACAGCUAAAAGGUGAUCACCAGUGGCUCCAUGAACUUUUACACAUUUUUAACGAAGGUCAUUUGCAGCUAUUUGAUGACGCACUGGAACGUCACAAGGGAAAAAUCGUACAUACAGAACUAAACGGACAUGAAUCGCAAUUGAAAUAUAAGCUUACACUAAUCGCUCUGCUUAAUUUGGCAUUCAGGAAGCCUAAUAAACAGAGAUGUGUAACAUUCCAAGAAAUAGUAGAGCACUGCAACAUUCAAUUGAAUGAAGUUGAACCUUUUAUCCUCAAAGCAUUGGCAUGUAAACUUAUCAAGGGUAGCAUUGAUCAUAUACAAGAAGUCCUGAGAGUUACAUGGGUUCAACCAAGGAUCUUGGAUUCUAACAAGUUGGAGUUCGUACGACAAAGGCUAAAGGGGUGGAUAACCUCAACCAACGAACUAGUUAGUGGACUAGAACAACUCUCUUCUAAUGCUGCAGGGUAAAUGCUACUAAUAG